Molecule: messenger RNA, 1914 nt
Organism: Brassica rapa (field mustard)
Lineage: Eukaryota; Viridiplantae; Streptophyta; Magnoliopsida; Brassicales; Brassicaceae
Product: serine/threonine-protein kinase rio2
Biological process (GO): protein phosphorylation; maturation of SSU-rRNA
Cellular component (GO): cytosol; nucleus; preribosome, small subunit precursor
Molecular function (GO): ATP binding; protein serine/threonine kinase activity
Source: RefSeq, a predicted model, not a curated record
UGUAGUUGGUUAUCACGUCAGUCUAACACACUGAAGGUCUCCAGUUCGAGCCUGGACGAAGCCAAUUCUUUUUCCUCUAAUUUUGAAAUAAUUUUAUACAAAAAAAAAAUUAUCGCCGUUGCCGGAGAUCGAACCCGGGUCACCCGAGUGACAGGCGGGAAUACUUACCACUAUACUACAACGACUCUUGUUGAAAAGCUUUGCGAACCGACAUUAACUAUAUGUUAUAGUAUCUUUAGUACUUGGUUAGUUUCGGACUCGGGGUUUUGUGAAAAACUAAAAACUUAUUCCCUUUGCGCCGUUCUCUCUCUCUCUCGCUCUGCUCUCAAAGUUUCAGAGUUAAAAAAAAAGGAUGAAGCUUGACGUGAAUGUUUUGAGAUAUCUUUCCAAAGAUGAUUUUAGAGUUCUCACUGCUGUGGAGAUGGGAAUGCGAAACCAUGAGAUUGUUCCUUCUGAGCUCGUUGAUCGCAUUGCUGGUCUAAAACAUGGAGGCACAUACAAAGUCCUGAAGAACUUGCUCAAGUAUAAGCUUUUGCAUCACGACCGCUCUAAAUAUGAUGGAUUCAGACUCACUUAUCUGGGAUACGACUUUCUUGCCAUUAAAACAUUGGUCAACCGUGGUGUCUUUACCGGUGUUGGUCGUCAGAUUGGGGUUGGUAAAGAGUCUGACAUAUUUGAGGUGGCUCAGGAAGAUGGAACUAUUCUGGCAAUGAAGUUGCACAGACUAGGGAGAACCUCCUUCAGGGCUGUCAAAUCUAAGCGUGACUACUUGAGGCAUCGCAGUAGUUUCAGCUGGUUGUAUCUCUCCCGCCUUGCCGCUCUCAAGGAGUUUGCUUUCAUGAAGGCUUUGGAAGAACAUGACUUUCCGGUUCCAAAAGCUAUCGACUGCAAUAGGCACUGUGUUAUCAUGUCCCUUGUGCAGGGUUACCCCAUGGUUCAGGUGAAGCAGUUACAGAACCCUGAGACAAUUUUCGAGAAGAUUAUUGGCAUUGUUGUUCGUUUGGCUGAGCAUGGUCUAAUUCAUUGUGAUUUCAAUGAAUUCAACAUCAUGAUUGAUGAUGAAGAGAAGAUAACGAUGAUUGACUUUCCUCAAAUGGUAUCUGUUUCACACCAAAAUGCACAAAUGUACUUUGACCGUGAUAUCGAAUGCAUCUUCAAAUUUUUUAGAAAAAGGUUUAAUAUGUCUUUCCAAGAAGAUAGGGAUGAGUCAGAGGUGGAAGUGGAUGAGAACAGCAGACCAUCUUUCUAUGAUAUAACUAAAGAUGCCAAUGCUUUGGAUAGAGAACUAGAAGCUAGUGGUUUCACUAAAAAGGAGCAGAAUGACCUCGAUAAAUUUAUUGAAGGUGGGUUGGAGAAGAGUACAGAUUCAGACGACGAGGAUGAGGAAUCUGAUGAUGAAGAGCAGGCGUUUGAGUCAAAUGAAGAAGGAAACCUAAGUGAAAUGAGAUCACUGCAGUUGCAAGAGGAGGAACAGAAUAGAUCAGAUGAAGUUGAGGCAGAAGUUGAAUUGGAUGAUAGUGAGAAAGGCCAAAGCAGUGGAGAUGAAGAAAAUGAAGCUGGAAGAGAUGAGGAGCUGGACAAAAAACUAGGCAAGCAAAGACGCAGAGCCAUGGCAGCAGCCAGGGGAGGUAGAAAGUCACAGUCUUCAAGAAACACAUACAAGGACAAGGGAGGCCGUUCCCAAACCUCCAAGAUCCACAGCAACAUGAGUGGCUGGUGAAGUGGUGAUAAAACUUUUCACAGCAAUUUUGAUACCACAAAACAAAACUUUGCAAGACGUUAAUGGGCCUUUCAAUGUUGUAAACGGGCCUAUUUUUUAAUCUCAUGUUGACUUUUUUUUUUCCGAUAGACAAGAAUCUAAAACUUACAUGAAAAUUCAGUUUCUAUAUAUAAAUUCAGAGAAAAUAUCUCAAA